CAAAAAAAAAAUAAAAAUAAAAAAAGGAAAAAAAGACCACCCACUACUUCAACGAACUUUCUCGGAAACAAGAUUUAUUCUACUGAUCGAAAAGUUUACUACGAUAAUUUGUAGUAAAUUUGUGGAAAUGAUAUUUCCCGAGUGAAUCGAAUUUUCUUACGAAAAUAAGACCGCAUCAGCAACAACCGUAAUCCCAUUGGCAAGUUGAAAUCUAACAAACAUUUUCUACGAAAGCUAAUACUUUCGCCAACGUCAUUUUGUAAUGUUAAGAAAACAGAACGAUUUCACGUUUGAGAAACAAAAACAUUAGAAUCAAAUUUAAGUAUUUACUCAGAUCGAUAAAAGGAUAUUAUUAUUUUUGUGUAAAAUGCCAUGUUAUGUCACGGGAAUCGUGAGGAUUUAUAUUACAAAGCAUACUUGAAUUCUUCGUUAUUUGAAUUAAAAUUACUCCUACGAAAUAUAUCGAGUAUGUAUUUACAUCCAAAUUACACCGAUAUAUUAACUCUAUAUAAUAUUACGGCAGAAGAUAUCGAUUACGUAAACAACUUCAGUCUUCCGCCGGAAACAUCGACGACGUUUUGUUAUUGCAACGGUUCCAUCAGAAAUUGGGCUAUGAGCUAUAGAAUAUACCAUGGUUACGUAGCAAUAAUAGUAUGCAUAUUUGGUACAUUUGCCAAUAUGUUGAACAUCGUUGUGUUAACCCAUAAAGAUAUGAUGAUAACACCGAUAAACAAAAUAUUAACAGGAUUAGCAUUUGCUGAUAUGUUGGUGAUGUUGGAAUACAUACCAUUUGCUGUUUACAUUUAUUUCGUUCUACCAAAACGACAAAUCUUUCCUUACGGAUGGGCCGUCUUCGUUUUAUUUCAUAUGCACUUUACACAGGUCAUUCAUACCAUCAGCAUCGCAUUAACUCUAACACUGGCUGUUUGGAGAUAUAUCGCUUUAAGGUUUCUGCAAUACAACCACGCAUGGUGCACACCUACUCGUUGCAAGAUAGCUCUAUGGUGUUGCGUUUUGGCACCAUUGAUCGCAUGUGCACCAAGCUAUUUUGUCUUUGGCAUAAGGGAUCAAAUUGUCUGUGAAAAUGGAACUAAAGAAAUCUUGUAUCAUGUGGAUACCGAUUAUUCAAGAGACAAAGGAUUUAUCUAUCAACUUAAUUUUUGGAUACUUGGUGUUGUCGUUAAACUUAUGCCCUGUGUUAUACUUACCAUCAUUAUAUGUUGGUUAAUUAAAACACUUUGCAGGACGAAAGAUCGGAAAAAGGCUUUAAAGAAUUACAAUCAACCUUUAAUGAAGAACCUACCGAUAAGUAAUGGUUCGGUGAUACCACGAAAACCAAGCAAGAAUGAAAAACAUGCUGACAGAACAACAAGAAUGCUCGUUGCCGUUCUAUUCCUUUUUUUAAUUACAGAAAUACCGCAGGGUGUUUUAGGCCUUUUAUCUGGAAUUCUAGGUGAUUGCUUCUUCCGUAAUUGCUAUCAUAAUUUUGGCGAGAUAAUGGACAUUUUAGCAUUAUUAAAUGGUGCUAUUAAUUUUAUACUUUAUUGCUUAAUGUCUCGACAAUUUCGUACAUCAUUCAGACAACUUUUUAAACCAAAAAUCAUCAAAAAGUUACAACCGCACACUCAACAAACCGACGUACAAAGUACCUACGUAUGAUAUAAAUUACAACCUUUAAAAGAUACUUGUUUAUAAAUUAUAUUUUAUUAUUACAU
Messenger RNA from Polistes dominula (European paper wasp), 1715 nucleotides. RefSeq names its product G protein-coupled receptor dmsr-1. Gene Ontology annotation, biological process: G protein-coupled receptor signaling pathway. Lineage: Eukaryota; Metazoa; Arthropoda; Insecta; Hymenoptera; Vespidae. The record is from RefSeq and is a predicted model, not a curated record. Gene Ontology annotation, cellular component: plasma membrane. Gene Ontology annotation, molecular function: G protein-coupled peptide receptor activity.